Molecule: messenger RNA, 2022 nt
Organism: Trypanosoma grayi
Lineage: Eukaryota; Euglenozoa; Kinetoplastea; Trypanosomatida; Trypanosomatidae
Exons: 1
Coding region: 1-2022 (673 amino acids)
Source: RefSeq, a predicted model, not a curated record
AUGGUACCAAAGAUUAUUUCCUUGAGCCCAACCUUUCUGCACCUGCUGCGGGUGGACAAGAAGACCGCCUACGCCCUUCGGCCGUGCUUUGCGACACGCCUCGACGUGUACUCGGCCUCAGCUCAAAGUGUUGGCGUUGAUGGGGGAUGGGUGCCGUGUGCGUUGGUCAUAGCGCAGAGCGGACAACUGUAUUUGUUUGACAUCAGCGACGGGCGCAUCAUUAACGCUGCGUUGCUGUGUCUUGGUGCAAUGCUGGACACUGAGAAGGUACGUGUCGAAAUCACCAUUCAAAUCUCGCGUGACGUGGAGAACGGUAUGCAGCACUUGUAUAUCUUCUGCAAGCAGCCGCUGCUUCUGACGCAUCUUUGCGAGGCCGGCGGCGGCAAAGGCAGUGUAACGAAGCAAAGCCGGGUGGGUGCUAGUGGCACAGCGGCUGGCAGUGGUGAUGUUGGUGGUAACGAAGCGGGUGAUUGCAUGGCCGGAAUAUACCCUCCUUUUGCGUAUGUCAUGCGUUUUCACUGCAGGAAUGCACCCGUGGCCCUGCAGAUGAUUCGCAUCAUUACCAUGUUCGCGGAUCCAAAGAAUGGAGAACUUGUCCUUCAACAGAUGAAGGUGUCAUUGGAGGAACAGCUGAAGGAUCCUUCUGUAGUCGAUCCUGUCGUUUCUGUCCCACAACAUCAGCAGCAAGAACGAGAGAGACACGGGCUGGUCACAGGCGUCAUGAAGGUGGUUCCUUUCAAACGGGUCCUUCCGGCCUGUCGAUCCUGCGAUUCUGUGUUGCGCAUACAGGAUGUUGCAAAGUAUGAAAGGAAGCGAAUUUCCGCCGCUGGUGAGCGCAUCGAGAUCCCCCCGCCGUUGGACCCUAGUUCCCCCCUGCGUCCCAUGUCGAUGCCUGCGUUCGACGACGGGGAGGAAGAGCCGAGGGACGGCGGAGGCGCCACGGGCUGCCCGACGCGGAGCCCCUUGCUGCGCUUAAGGCGUCCCUCCGAGACAAGUGCUGGUGCCCCCACCGCCUCCCUGGCGCCGGAUCUGCUCCUCACACGUUUUUACGAAGAGAUGCAGCAUAUGCCGCACUUCGUGCUCCCCCACGCGGAGGAUGUUCUCCCCACUUACGGACUCCCGGGUUUUGAGGCGCAGUACGCGAUGUUUCUUGUGCAGCCAAAAAUGAUCCGCUUUGUGGAGCGCUGCGUGGAGCGGCUGCUGGAGGCCUUCCCCGGCAUUCCCGUUGGGCCGCAGAGCCUACCCCUCGCGCGAGAGGCCGUUCACCACGAACUGCGACUGUACUUUGGUGCUGCCUAUCGUGAAUUAUGCGACACAACAAGAACGCGUAUCCAGAGUAUCUCGCCUGAUCAAAUUGCUUUUGAAAAGGAGCGCGUUGCGAUGCAAAAGGCACAUGAGGCGUCCCUUCAAGUGCUGCUUGCAGAGUAUGAGGCGAAUCGGCAUCGUAUGAUGGAGGCGGAGACGCAAGUGUUCUUCGGCGCCAACCAUGAGAUCAAGUCCGUCACUACGGGACAUCCGCUGCCACCGGUGUGUGCGGAGGAGACGACGGAGUGGGUAGCGGACGUGACGCAAGCUUCUGAUGAAUUGAAGAAGCUGCAGUCUGACAUUGAGCGGUUGAAGUGCGCCAUCGCGGAGGACGGUGAGUUGGUGACAACUGCGGUUCCAAUGUUAGACGGUGGGAGAAAGGAUGCCAACAGACAGUUUGUAUCGGUGCAGGAAGAGGCGGCGUGCCUACUGAGCCAGAUACAAGAGAAGCAGGACAUGCUGGCGCGAUUGCAGAUGCAGGUCAGUAAGGAGGACACUGAAGGAAUGAGUGGUGUGACGGAGGAUGACGGCACCAUAGAGAAGAUACGCACAGAGUACAACGUAUCAGUCUUCCAGCAACAGGAAGAGAUUGACCAGCUGAAGCUCGAGUUGCAGCAGAGUGCAGCGUCGUUUGGAAUCAACGCUCGUUGGAUGGAAGAUCAAAACCGGCAGCAGAGCGUGGUGAGUGAAAUCCUGGACCGUUCUUAUCGCAUAUGA